This is a messenger RNA of Postia placenta MAD-698-R-SB12, 1008 nucleotides long. Its product is annotated as glycoside hydrolase family 16 protein. Lineage: Eukaryota; Fungi; Basidiomycota; Agaricomycetes; Polyporales; Adustoporiaceae. Gene Ontology annotation, biological process: glucan catabolic process. Bases 1 to 1008 code for a protein of 335 amino acids. Gene Ontology annotation, molecular function: hydrolase activity, hydrolyzing O-glycosyl compounds. The transcript is spliced from 6 exons. The record is from RefSeq and is a predicted model, not a curated record.
AUGCGUACAUGCGUUGCCCUUCUCGCGCUCGUGCCCGUCCUCACGCGCUCUGCUAGCGCCCAGUUCGUCCUCGCUGACCAGUUCGUCGGGUACAACUUCUUCGAAGGCUGGACCUGGGAGACCAUCAACGACCCCACCAACGGCCGCGUCAACUACACCGACCAGGCGUUCGCGCGCGCGCAGAAUCUCUCGUAUGCGACGCCGACGACGUUCGUGAUGCGCGCCGACGACACGAACGUCGUGCCCGCCAGCGCGCGCGGCAGGAACAGCGUGCGGAUCCUGUCCAACAAGGCGUACGGCGACUCGGUCGCGAUCCUCGACCUGUCGCAUAUGCCCCAGGGUUGCGCGACCUGGCCCGCAUUCUGGUCGCUCAGUGCGACCGGGCCAUGGCCGGCAGGCGGAGAAAUCGACAUCAUCGAGGGCGUCAACGAAAACGUGCAGAACCUGGUGUCGCUGCACACCUCCCCCAACUGCACCAUGCCGCCGCAGCGCGUCGAGAGUGGCACGGUGACGUCGACCAACUGCGACGCGAACGUCAAUUACAACCAGGGCUGCGGCGUGCAGGGCGCGACGGGCUCGUACGGGGUACCGUUUAACGCGGCCGGGGGCGGGUGGUACGUCAUGGCGCGCACGGCGGAGGACGGGAUCCGCGUGUGGUUCUGGGCGCGCGGCGACCCGACCGUGCCGCCGGAGGUGCUCUACGCGCCGGCGCUGGGCAUCCUCGGCACGACGAUCUCGCCGAACCCGACGUGGGGCGCGCCCGUGGCGAGCUUCCCGAUGGGCCCGCUGUGCGACUAUGCAACGCACUUCAACGCACACCAGUUCGUGUUCGACCUGACGUUCUGCGGGGACUGGGCCGGAAACGACUACACGACGACGGGAUGUAGCGGGAGCUGUACAGACCUCGUCAACAACGAUCCCGAGGCGUUCUCCGAGUCGUACUGGGCUGUCAACUCGCUCCGCAUCUACACGCGCGUGGAGAGCACGCCGUACCCGCCGUACCCGUGA